Molecule: messenger RNA, 1342 nt
Organism: Orcinus orca (killer whale)
Lineage: Eukaryota; Metazoa; Chordata; Mammalia; Artiodactyla; Delphinidae
Gene: AVPI1
Product: arginine vasopressin induced 1
Exons: 3
Coding region: 461-907 (148 amino acids)
Source: RefSeq, a predicted model, not a curated record
UGGGGCGGAGGGAAAGGGCCCGGGAGGACACGGCCCUCUCUGCUGCUCCGCCGCUGAUUGGACCUGGGGCUUCUUCGCACUCGGAUUUCGAGGCCUUGGGAGAGAAGGGGGCUAGGCGGGACACGCCCCUCACCCCUCUGCCGCCGCCGAUUGGCUCACGGAGUCUCCGCGUUCGAUUUUGGAAGGCUCGCGGGGCGCUCACACCAAAGCUCGGCAAAGGAUUGGCUGUUCCCGAGCCAGGGAGCGCUUUCUCUGGGGAACGGCGGCUGUGACCGAGGUGGCCCGCCUCAGGCGGCCAGGUGCUCUGGGAAAUUAGAGUGAUUUUAAGUCAAGACUUCCUCCACUUCGGCUCCUGGAGAAUAGAAACACCAGAAGCCCUUGCGUUAGUCAGGACCCCAGGGCUUGGGAAGGGCCCGCUGAGCUGCUGACCUCCCUCCCUGUUCCUUCCUCGGCACCCAGGAUGGGUACCCCCGCCUCUGUGGUGAGCGAGCCGCCCCCUGGGCAGGCCCCGACAGAAGCCCGGGGCCGCAAGCAGGCCUCGGCCAACAUCUUCCAGGACGCUGAGCUGCUGCAGAUCCAGGGCCUGUUUCACCGCAGCGGGGACCAGCUGGCCGAGGAACGAGCGCAGGUCGUCUGGGAGUGUGCAGGGGACCACCAUGUGGCGGAGGCCUUGAAGAGGCUGCGCAGGAAGAGGCUCCCUCGGCAGAAGCCCCUGGGCCCCUCGCUACACCACUGCAGCCGGCUCAGAAUCACAGAGCCCCGCGCUCCACCGGCCGACCCACAGAGCAGUGCCACGGAGAUGGCUUCCAGCGGGCAGUAUCUGAACUCCAGGAGGACCAAUGCCAGGAUCCGCCGGAACUGGAGGAAGCCAGGUCCCCCAGGCUACCUUCAUCAGAUCAGACACUGAUCCGGGGAAAGGGCUGAAAACAGCUCUAUCUUCCCCAGGAUUCAUAGAGACUUUUGCCAAAGGGUCUGGGGAAGCGAAGAAGGAAGAGAGCUGAGGCAGACAGCCCCACUGCUGCCACUGGCCUGCUCGAGUCAGAACAGGCCCGGAGGCUUCCACUGAGCUGUUAUAUGGGACCCAUUCCUCACCAGAUUGAGGAGAAACAGUGACCGUUCCUGCCUCAGCCCUUCUCGGUUUUUAACACUGUACCUGGGCUGCAUGAUAUUCCCCUGGGAGUCAAGGACAGGCACUCAAGACUCAGCAUCUCACCACUCCUGCUACCGACCCUCCUACUACUACCGUAACCCGUGGUCCAGCAGCUUGUCCCACACCCCUGCCCCUUCAGGCCAGCACAAGGAAACCAUAGUUUAAGUGGCAAAAUAAAACCAUUCACAUCAA